AUGGAUGCUUCUCUUCGCCCACGGUUUUUCAUCUCGCGUCAGGAUGGCAGUCUUACCCCUCUUAUUGCCGUUGAUGAGCUUCCUCCCCUCAUGUCAGUUCGGGGUGUUCCUCGCUUGUUGAGCCAAAACGACACCCAGGGCAUGACCAGUCUCGGCAGCGCAAAUCACCGCGGCCAGUUCUAUGUCAUCGACUGCUUUACUCAAGGCUCUGGAAAUGCAAAUGUCAUCAUUGGUGAUAACAAGGCUCUCCCAGCUGGUCCCAAGGCAAGUAUAGGAAUAACAUCUUCGCAAAACAGCACUAUCAGACCACAUUCUUACCUGGUUGAGAGCAGAAUGCGACUCGUAACGGAAAGGAGCUUGCUAAGAAUAAUCCCAACACCAGGCAGAAAGGAAACUCCAAGAAGGAAUACUGCUCUUUCUGGCUUCGCCAUGGCGAGUGUGACUAUCAACAGCAAGGCAAGCUGUAUCUUUAAACAUGAAAUGCCUCGCGACCCUGCUGUUCUCGAGAAGCUUGGGCUCAGAGACAUCCCUCGUUGGUACAGGGAGAAGCAUAAUAUCAAGAGUGUCACAGUGGGUGCUGACAACGGGCGACCCCGUGCAAAUCGCUCCAAUGUGCAAGCCCUUUUCAAUGGUGUCAAAAAAGAGCAGUGCUUUGAGCGUUUGGCAAUAGAAGCACCCAAGAAUCUCCAUGAUCUGCCACGUGAAGUUGUCACCACUGGUGAGCACAGACAGGAAAACCAAAUUGAUCGUUCUCUGCAAAGGGCCAACAAGACCCACGCGGUAGUCAACAUGCCAGCCUUGCCUGAAGAGACUGUCAAAGGAAGUGCGGCACCGCCAUCAGGCACUUUGAGUGAUAUUUUCAGCCCUGUGAAUCAGUUUGAGCUCCAUGGCCAGGGCGGGUUCAGCUCUUAUCAUAUAAUGGAUGCUGCCCCUACCUUCAAAGAUAACAAGACUGUGGGAAAAAUUGGCAAUCAAUUCGACCACGAUAACAUUUAUUCUGGUACUCCCGUCGCCAUGGGGGGCCUUUCCGAAAGCAAGAAUGCACAGUGGCUCACUGGUAGCUAUCUUCAAAAUGGUGCUGUUUUGAAUGGAGUCACUGGCAAUGGCAUGAGUCCCCACCCGACUGGCGCAGCAACUCCGGUGUCGAAGCCAGCAAAUAAAUCUCCAUGGACCUUGCGCGGCGGAAAGGCUGAUUUUUCUGAACUACCAAUGUCGCCUUUCGUGCCCCCGAAGCCACUUACGGAUCUGAUUGCAGAACAGGAACAAUCAAAAACGAAGCAUCAGAAAUCCCGUCGUCUUUACCAGCCUCGCAACGACGCAAAGCCCUCGAAUGGCCAAGAUGGGUUUAUCGCUGCCAAACUUCCCUCCAGCGACGAGAUUGUCGCAAAAGCUUUUAGCCCUUUUGGAACCGCAUCGCCCUCUUCUCUUGAUGGUAACCGGGCUCCCAAUAUUGGCGCAAAUCCCGGAUCUUAUUCCUCCACCAGCUCUUCUGGAUGUGGCUCUUCUAUUCGUUCUACCAGCUCCAGCAUUGGAAACGGUCGCACCAGGGCUAGCCCAGAAAAUUUGUAUUGUGAGCGCACCGCUAGCAUGACCAGUCGUAUCUUCGAAUUCAACGCAGACUGCGACUUAUUCAACUUGCACCUGAACGAUGACGCCCCAACCCAGCGUGCAGCAAUUUAA
This is a messenger RNA of Coccidioides posadasii C735 delta SOWgp, 1680 nucleotides long. RefSeq lists its product as uncharacterized. Lineage: Eukaryota; Fungi; Ascomycota; Eurotiomycetes; Onygenales; Onygenaceae. The record is from RefSeq and is a predicted model, not a curated record.